Ceraceosorus bombacis is the source of this 2775-nucleotide messenger RNA. NCBI's taxonomy places the organism in Eukaryota, Fungi, Basidiomycota, Exobasidiomycetes, Ceraceosorales, Ceraceosoraceae. The record is from the annotation of a GenBank genome assembly.
AUGGUCAUUUCUACUUUUCCCGAGCCUCCCAAGGUGUGAGCAUCCGUGCACACGUGCCAAGCUUGCAUUGUGCGCAAGCACUGCCAGCACUGCGCAACUCUCGCUGAUGCCUGCCUUUUGAUCCAUCUUCGUUCCGCGCACAGCUGGCCCCUCGAUGUCCAGGCCGUGCCAGUGCCAGGUACGGAGAAAGACGGGCACACUCCCAUUUUCCGAAAUGCCGCUGUUCCAGAGUUCACAACUCAGGUGAGGGUGUUGCGCCAAUGCUGGGCAUUCAAUGCCGCAAAGCUGCUGACUUUCGAAUCUAAUCUCGCUCGCUGCUCAGGAAUCCAUGUAUGACGUCUUCGCUGUGGGCAGGGAUCGUGAUCCUCAAGCCCCUUACCUCGGUAUCCGCCCGUGGAACCCAGCCAAGAAGGACUUUGAGCGCAGAUUCGAGUGGCUGACGUACGCCCAGGCGGAGGAGCUUCGCACUGCCGUUGGAAGCGCUCUCGGAAAGCUCGCCAAGGAAGGUCAGCUUGGACAGGGCGUACCCGACAAGCAGUGGACUUGCGGCGCUUGGAUGCAGAAUAGGCCUGGUGAGUGGGAAAGGGGAGCGGCAGCAGCAGCGACCGCUUUCGCUUUCGCUCGAACACUUCCGCCCGCUCACUUCCCCGUGGGCUGCGUCUUUGGAUCGAUGUAGAGUUCCAGAUCUUGGAACACGCUGCUGCCGCCUACUCUCGCAGGACGGUUUCCCUCUACGAUUCUUACGAUACAGAGACUGCCGUCUACGUCCUCGCACACUCUGAGGCUCGAGUAAGUUUUCGCUUCCUCUAUAUUCUUUGCACGCCCCAAGGCCUAACAUUGCUGACGUUUGACUCCAACGAUCCUAGUGUGUCUUCACGACCACCUCACAUGUCCCCACGCUUCUCGCUAACGCGAGCGAGAUACCCUUGGUCAAGCUCAUUGUUACCCUCGACACUCCUGCGCCAACUGCAAGCGCUCCUGGAGAGCUAGGUCGUGACCAACUGCUGGCCAAGUGGGCGGCUAGCAAAGGCGUCAACCUCACGAGCUGGGACAAGAUUGUGGAGCUUGGAAAGGCAAACCUGGUGGCUCACACCCCUCCUCAGAGCAACGAGGAGCAAAUCAGCUUCUGCUACACGAGCGGAACCACUGUGAGUCGGCUGCUGCCCGACUGUUGUACAGUCCGCUUUUCGCUGCAGGCUGAGCUAUAUGCCUUGAUGAUGAUGAUGAUGCCUACAGGGCAAGCCCAAAGCUGCGAUCGUGCUGCACAAGCAACUUGCGUACGCAGGUGCUGCUACUUCGCUCUACUGGUCAAAGCCUCAAAAGAUGAUCUCUUACCUGCCUCUGGCCCACAUCUAUGAAAGAAUCCUUGAGGCACUCGUCACGCGCAAUGGAGGAAGUAUCGGAUACUUCUCUGGCGAUGUGCUACGCCUUACGGAAGAUGCUCAGGUCCUCCAGCCUUCGUUCUUCCCUGGUGUGCCUCGUGUCUUCAACCGCAUCGCCGCUCAAAUCCAAGCACAAGCAGAUGGCGGAGGUCUCAAAGGUGGGUGAAAGCGCAGCGCAGGACGACUCUGCGAUGUGUAGCGGUCUCAGCUAAGACUUGCCGCGCUUCGCACCCGCAGGCAAACUCUUGACAGCUGCUUUGAACGCAAAGAUUGCUCGACACGACCAGACGGGUGACGUGACUCAUGCCUUCUACGACCGGAUCGUCUUCCGCAAGGUGCGCGCCGUGUUGGGUGGCAAGGUCGAGCAGCUCGUCUCCGGAUCGGCGCCCAUUCGUCCAGAUGUACUCAAGGUGCUUCGUGUGGCCUUGAGUGCAGACUUCCGCGAGGGUUACGGACAGACGGAGAAUGCGGGAUCUUGCUUGCUCAUGCAUCCCGGAGACAAGGAUCUGGGUACUUGCGGCCCACCUGUUCCUGGCCAUGAAGUCCGCUUGCGCGACUGCCCCGAGUUGGGCUACACGACCAAGGACAAGCCGUUCGCUCGCGGCGAGAUCCUGUCCCGCGGUCAGUCCGUCUUCCCAGGAUACUUUAAGGACGACAAGAAGUCAAGAGAGACGCUGGACGAAGAGGGCUGGAUGUACACUGGUGAUGUGGGAUUGAUCGACGACAAAGGCAGAGUCAAGAUCAUUGAUCGAGUCAAGAACUUGAUCAAGCUGGCUCAGGGAGAGUACGUCGCUAUUGAGCACGUCGAGGGCAUCUUUAGCUCCUCGAAGCUUGCCGCUCAAUUGUGGCUCUACGGAGAUUCGACUGAGGGUGAGCGAUGUUGAGACGAGGGACCAGGCACGCUGUCGAGCACAGUAGCGCUGACGCUGAGGCGGGUUUCCAUAUUCUGCACUCCAGCACACCUGGUUGCGAUUGCUGUGCCAGACCCUGAAGCGUUCGCUCCCUUCGCGUCCAAGAUUACCGGAAAGCAGCUCUCUGCAGCCGACUUGCAAGGUCUGGAGCAAGCGUGCCAAGACCCGAAGGUCGUCGCCUCCUUCCUCAACGACCUGGUCACUGUGGGCAGGCGAAACAAGGUCAAGGGCUUUGAAUUCCCUCGCGCUUUGAAGCUGCGCAUGACCCCUUUCAGCAUCGAGGAGGGCACACUGAGUGAGUGGUCAGGAGAUGAGGCUAGGAGCUGCGUUUUUCGCUCGCCUGCUGACUAACUCGCUUUCGUCACGAACACCUAGCCCCUACGUUCAAGCUCAAGCGACCAGAGGCUAGAAAGAUCUUGGAGGCUGACAUCAAGGCUCUGUACUCCAAGCCGCCUGCGGACAUUAGCGCUUCCAAGCUCUAG